Messenger RNA from Cordyceps militaris CM01, 243 nucleotides. RefSeq lists its product as uncharacterized. NCBI's taxonomy places the organism in Eukaryota, Fungi, Ascomycota, Sordariomycetes, Hypocreales, Cordycipitaceae. Bases 1 to 243 code for a protein of 80 amino acids. The transcript is spliced from 4 exons. The record is from RefSeq and is a predicted model, not a curated record.
AUGUGCAAUUAUAUUUAUAGAGAACUCAGCUGCCAGCAUCAUUACCAUCUGGUGCAGUCGUGGUGCUCCAAGUACAUCGAGACGGAGAAGCGGUGUCCGCCUACUAUAGUCUGCAAACAAUACCAUGGCGACGAGAUAUGCUCCGCCUGCCGGGAACGCCAAUUUCCCAGCAACCCUCCGUGGGCCAAGCUGAUAAGGCGCCCUGUUCAGUUCUCGUCGCAUCGUUUCCAGAUACCGGCCUAG